Messenger RNA from Pelagomonas calceolata, 1520 nucleotides. The record is from the annotation of a GenBank genome assembly. NCBI's taxonomy places the organism in Eukaryota, Pelagophyceae, Pelagomonadales, Pelagomonadaceae.
CUGAAGAGCUGUAGCGCGCCGACUGUUUCUGCUGCAACUACAACUGCAACACACUCUGAACAGAGAGCAUGGGCUUAAAAGACUGCAUCCGAGCUUCUGAUGACGCGUCAAAGCUGCCCCUGCACGGCGCGGCGCUCCGCACAGCGCGUGCUAUAGGAUCUAACGCCGGGGCCGGAACGGGCCCUGUGCGCGGCGGGUUGCCGUCGCGCGGCAAGAAGGUGGUCCUUGGCGGCAGUGCCAAGGCCUCGAGCGUGGAAGACGCGCAGAAGUUGCUGCAGAAGAGCAAACCCAAGGCUCACUCCCGCGGUGGGGUGGGAAGUAAGAAGCGGGUGCGGUUCGAGAUCCGCGCUGAGCGGCGCGAGCAAUCGGAAUUGACGCGAGGCGUCCAGUGGGAGGAUCUGGUGACGAAGGCGCAGGAGCGGCGCGGUCUGGUUGUGGGCCAGGGCGCUGCGCCGGGGCCGGGCAGGAAGGGGGCGUCGGUUAAGGCCCCGAUCAAGGCCGCGGUGGGCCAGUCCAUCGUCGAGGGGGCGAAGGGUCUCUCCCAAGCGCUGGGAGUCGCGGAGGAGGAAAAAGAGCGGGACGCCGUCAUGCGCCGCGCGGCCGUGGUCUGCGACCGCGCGUGGGCCGAGGUGGCCAAGGCCGCCGCCGUCGUGAAGGAACAGAAGAAGAAGGAGGAGGAAGAGGCUGACGCCCAGUUGCAGGACGCGGUUGCUCUGAGCGAGGCGGCUUUAGUUGUGGAGUAUGCCCGCAACAUCUCGCUGGGUGUCGAGAAUUCGCUGACUGAGGCGGGCGGCCCGGACGAAGACUUACCGCCUCUGGAGGACGCCGAGAACGUGGCGGGGUCGGGCUUGCAAGCGCCGCCGGUAGCGAGUGUGGGAGGCGGUUUUGAAGGCGCGCUCGGGGCCGCCGAGCAAACCAUCGCAGAAGUGAGGAAGACCGUGGCUACGAUGCAGGGGCUCGUGGCUGAAGGCGUCGACCACAUGGAGGUCGAGAGUCUCGAGGAAGUUUUGGCGGGUAGAGUCGCGGCGGCCUCGGCUCGCAUGAAGGGCGAGUGGGAGCGGGCCACCGCCCUGGGGAAGGCUGCCGCGGGCCUCAGGGACGAGUACCUACGCGCGCGAGACGCAGAUCGAGCUCGGGCGGCCGUCGCGGGGGCGGUGACGGCCGCACGCGGUCGGGAGGCCGCGCGCGCGAAGGAGGGCGUCGCAAGGGCGGGAGUGGUCGUCCGUGGGCCUGAAAGGCCGCUCGUUCGAGCCUCGGCGCCGCUUCGUCGAAAAUCAGAGAUGGCGCGGGCUGGGUAUGAAUCUAGUUCUGAUGGGGAGGAGGACGACGACACCUGAUCUCCACGCGAUUUCUGAUCUCUAAGUCCAGCCGGGCGUGCGCGAGGGCCUCGCGAACGCGUCAUGGCGGCGUUCGGCGUGGCGUGACAUGUUGGGCAAGUAGGCGAUUCAUCCUCGGCUUCCUCGCAAUUCAACGGGUCGACGGGCCUUCAUUGGCGAUGUUGACUCACCCCAGCAAUUCAA